GGUUCUUAUAAGUACAGUAACGAGGCCGCCCCCGAGACACUGAACAAGAGACAGGUCUUGUACAAGUACUGGGCCCGUUGGGGCUGCUGGUACAAAUACCAGCCCCUGGACCACAUCAGGGAAUACUUCGGAGAAAAGAUUGGCAUCUACUUCGCCUGGUUAGGUCAGCGGAUCUACGGACCUGUCCGAAUCUUUACAUAACUCUUUUGCUUUUUUUUUUUUUUUUUAAAGCUAGACUUUUUUCCCACUUGAAACUUUCGUGUGAUAAUUAUUAAGAAUUAUUACAUCGUGUAAAAAAUUGACCAACAUAUUCAGAAUAUUAACUUGUUUUCUUAUUUCUCGUACUGUGUUGCUUUUAACUGUUGUUUUUUGUUUGUUUUUUUCUUGUUUUUUUUUUUACUUUCCGAAUCUUGUGGACCACUAAAUUAAUGUUAAAUCUAUGUUAAUCAAUCGUCCUUACUUUGGCUUUAUAAAUUCAAUGCUGCCGUCUGCUAAGUAGAGUUUUAACUAUGUCGACACAUCCUUGACUUCCUGACACCGCCCAGUUCAGUCUUUAGGUUGAUGUUCAAUGUUUGUCUCUCUGACAGGUUUCUACACGGCCUGGCUGCUUCCCGCCUCAAUCGUUGGUGUCCUGGUCUUCCUAUACGGCGUCAUCACGUUUGAUGGUAACAUACCAGCGUAA
Lymnaea stagnalis (great pond snail) is the source of this 682-nucleotide messenger RNA. The record is from the annotation of a GenBank genome assembly. NCBI's taxonomy places the organism in Eukaryota, Metazoa, Mollusca, Gastropoda, Lymnaeidae.